Molecule: messenger RNA, 7095 nt
Organism: Physeter macrocephalus (sperm whale)
Lineage: Eukaryota; Metazoa; Chordata; Mammalia; Artiodactyla; Physeteridae
Gene: PLXNB3
Product: plexin B3
Exons: 31
Coding region: 108-6881 (2257 amino acids)
Biological process (GO): regulation of cell migration; semaphorin-plexin signaling pathway involved in axon guidance
Cellular component (GO): semaphorin receptor complex; plasma membrane
Molecular function (GO): protein binding; semaphorin receptor activity
Source: RefSeq, a predicted model, not a curated record
CUCAUUUUUCUGGCUGAAGGAAACCCUGUCCCUUUGUCCCCAGAUCCCAGGGGGAGCCUCUCUGGGGGUGGGGAGUGGCAGGGAGCCCCCUGGUCAGAACAGCCUGGAUGGGGAGAGGAACACCAGAUAGCGGGUCCCUGGCCUGGGCCUCUGGACAGAGGGGACAUUGUUGGCGUGGAGGCAGGGCUGCCUUGGCCCGGCCGCUAUUGACAAAGCUGCCAGCUGUGGUGGAGCCCGGCUGCCAGGCCUUGGCCCCCCUGGCCUCCGUCCUCCCCCGGGUCGAGUGUGAAUGGAGCCAAGCCUUGACUGUCUCCCUCCUACUCAGGACAGUGCCCCCCACAGCCGUCCUGUGCCCGUCACCACUGCCCCGGGAGACGCCUCUGCUGCUGCCCUUCGCUGCGGGCCCCGCGAUGGCGCCCCGGCCUCCGCUGGGCGCCUGCCUGCUGCUCGUGCUGCCGCUGCUGUGCCCACCGCUCGCCCCGACGCGGGCACACCGCUUCCCGGCGCCCAAUACCACCCUCAACCGCUUGGCGCUGGCGCCAGGCCGGGGCGCGCUCUACGUGGGCGCGGUGAACCGCCUUUUCCAGCUCAGCCCCGCGCUGCGGCUCGAGUCGGCGGCCGUCACGGGCCCGGUCCUCGACAGCCCCGACUGCGUGCCCUUCCGCGAGCCGGCCGAGUGCCCGCAGGCCCGGCUCACCGACAACGCCAACCAGCUCCUGCUGGUGAGCGGCCGGGCCCGGGAGCUGGUGGCCUGCGGGCAGGUGCGGCAGGGAGUGUGCGAGAAGCGGCGCCUGGAGGAUGUGGCGCAGCUGCUGUACCGGGCCGAGGACCCCGGCGACGGGCAGUUUGUGGCCGCCAACGCCGCGGGCGUGGCCACGGUGGGCCUGGUGGUGCCCGGGCCGGGCCGGGACCUCCUGCUGGUGGCCAGGGGCCUGGCGGGCAAGCUGUCGGGCGGGGUGCCACCCCUGACCGUGCGCCAGCUGGCUGGGCCGCAGCCCUUCUCCGGCGAGGGCCUGGGCCGCUUGGUGGUGGGCGACCUCUCCGACUACAACAACAGCUACGUGGCGGCCCUCGCCGACGCCCGCUCGGCCUACUUCGUCUUCCGCCGCCGCGGGGCCCGGGCACAGGCCGAGUACCGCUCCUACGUGGCUCGGGUCUGCCUGGGGGACGCCAACCUCUACUCCUACGUGGAGGUGCCCCUCACCUGCCGGGGCCACGGCCUCAUCCAGGCCGCGUCCCUCGCCCCGGGCGCCUUGCUGGGGGCGUUUGCUGCCGGCCCGAGUGGGGCGCAGGCGGCCCUGUGCGCCUUUCCCCUGGCCGACCUGGACGCGACCAUGGAGCGGGCCCGGCGCCUUUGCUACACCACGGGCGGCCGGGGCCCCGGCGGCACGGAGGAAGCCACCGUGGAGUACGGCGUCACGUCGCGCUGCGUCACCCUGCCGCCCGACUCCCCCGAGUCGUACCCCUGUGGCGAUGAACACACCCCGAGCCCCAUUGCGGGCCGCCGGCCCCUGGAGGCGGGGCCUCUGCUGCAGCUCGGAAAUUCCAUCAGCGCAGUCGCAGCCCUCCAGGCAGACGGACACACGAUAGCGUUCCUGGGGGACGUCCAGGGCCAGCUGCAUAAGGUCUUCCUCAACGGCACCCGAGGCCAGGUGUACCACUCACAGCAAGUGGGGCCCCCGGGCUCGGCCAUCAGCCCCGACCUGCUGGUGGACAGCAGCGGCAGCCACCUCUACGUGCUGACUUCCCAGCAGGUGGACCGCGUACCCGUGGCAGCCUGCCCCCAGUUCCUCGACUGCAGCAGCUGCCUCCAGGCCCGGGACCCCCUGUGCGGCUGGUGCGUCCUGCAGGGCAGGUGUUCCCGCAGGGGCCAAUGCGGGCGGGCAGCCCAGCCCAACCAGUGGCUCUGGAGCUACGAGGACGGCCGCUGCCUGCACAUCCAGAGCCUGCUGCCGGCGCAGCGUCCCCGCCAGGAGCAGGGCCAGGUCACCUUGUCUGUGCCCCGGCUGCCCGCACUCACCGUGGACGAAUACUUCCAUUGCGCCUUUGGAGACUAUGACAGCUUGGCUCACGUGGAAGGGACCCACGUGACCUGCGUCACCCCUCCCCAAGACCAGCUGCCGCAUAACCCUCCAGGCACAGAGCACAUCACCUUGCCCCUGGCCCUGAUGUUCGAGGACGUGCUCGUGGCCACCGCCAACUUCUCCUUCUACGACUGCAGCGCCGUGCAGGCCUUGGAGGCGGCUGCUCCGUGCGGUGCUUGCGUGGGCAGCCCCUGGCGGUGCCACUGGUGCCCCCAGAGCAGCCGCUGUGUGUACGGGGAACGCUGCCCGGAGGGCGAGAGGACCAUCUACAGCGCCCAGCAGGCGGACAUCCAGGUGCGGGGCCCAGGGGCUUGUCCCCGGGUCGAGGGCCUGGUAGGCCCCCUCCUGGUGCCUGUGGGCUGGGAGAGCCGUUUGGCCCUGCGCGUGCGGAACCUUCAGCAUUUCCGGGGCCUGCCUGCCUCCUACCACUGCUGGCUGGAGCUGCCCGGAGAACUGCAGAGGCUGCCGGCCUCCCUGGAGGAGGAGGUGGCCGGGGACGCCGGCCUCAUCCACUGCCAGGCCCAGCAGGUGGGCAGCUGCCCCGUAGCCUCACCCGCCACUGGACGCCUCCUGCAGCCCUUGCUUGUCCCGGGCCCUCGGGGCUCGCCCCCUUUAGCCUGCGGUCACUCACGAGGCCUGCUGGGGGAUGCGGGGCCUGAGCGAGGGCGCCCAUAUUCUGGGAGGAGCGUCCUGGGGGAGGUGGGCGGGGCCAGGGGCGUUCCGAGCCGGGUGGGGCCUGACCCCGCCCCCCGCCCUCAGUUCCAGCCCUCCAUGGCCCAGCGGGAGCUCGCGGUGCCCAUCUCCGUCACCCGGGGCGAGGGCCAGAGGCUGGACAAGGCCCGCACUCUUCAUGUGACCCUGUACGACUGCGCCGUGGGCCACCCCGACUGCAGCCACUGCCAGGCAGCCAACGGGAGCCUGGGCUGCCUGUGGUGCAGCCACGACCAGCCCACCUGUCGCUACGGGCCGCUGUGCCCGCCUGGGGCUGUGGAGCCGCUGUGUCCCACACCCAGCAUCCACACGAUUGAGCCCCUGACCGGCCCCCCUGAGGGCGGCUUGGCCCUCACCAUCCUGGGCUCCAACCUGGGCCGGGACUUUGCCGACGUGCAGGACGCCGUGAGCGUGGCUGGCCGGCCCUGCAGCCCCGACCCCUCUCUCUACCGCACCUCUGCCCGGAUCGUGUGUGUGACAUCUCCUGCCCCCAACGGCACCGUGGGCCCAAUCCAAGUGGCCGUUAAGAGUCGGCCACCGGGCAUCUCAACCCAGCACUUCACCUACCAGGACCCCGUCCUGCUGAGCCUGAGUCCCCAGUGGGGCCCCCAGGCAGGGGGCACCCAGCUCACCAUCCAUGGGCGGCACCUCCAGACGGGAGGCAACGUCAGUGCCUGGGUGGGCAGCCAACCCUGUCGUAUAAGGGAGCCGGUGUGUCCCGAGGCCAUCGUGUGCCACACCACGCCCCAGGCCAGCCCAGGAGAAGCUGUGGUUCGAGUGGUCUUCGGCCGCGCCCAGCGCACGCUGCUCGCCAGCCCCUUCCACUACACCACCAACCCCCGGCUCGUGGCGGCGGAGCCCAGCGUCAGCUUCCGGGGGGGCGGGCGGCUGAUCCGAGUCAGGGGCACGGGCCUGGACGUGGUAGAGCGGCCCCUGCUGUCCGUGUGGCUGGAGGCCGCGGAGGAGACGGCCGUGGCGGUGCAGCCCCGGGACCCGACCCCCAGGAGGAGCUGUCGGGCCCCCGCCGCAGCCCCCCAGGCUUGCACCCAGCUUGAGGGGGGCUUGCUGCAGUGCUCCACCGCCUGCUCCGUCAGCUCGUCCAGCCUCCUCCUGUGCCGGAGCCCCGCAGUGCCGGAUGGGGCGAGCCCCCGGCGCGUCUUCUUCGCCCUGGACAACGUGCACGUGGACUUCGCCCGCGCCAGCGGGGGCCAGGACUUCCUGUACCAGCCCAACCCCCGCCUGGCCCCCCUCAGCCGCGCCCGCCCCUACCGCCUCAAGCCAGGCCACAUCCUGGACGUGGAGGGCGAGGGGCUCAACCUGGGCAUCAGCAAGGAGGAGGUACGCGUGCACGUCGGCGACGGCGAGUGCGUGGUGAAGACGCUCACGCUCACCCACCUGUACUGCGAGCCGCCCCCGCGGGCCCCGCGGCCCGCCGACGGCUCCAGAGCCCUGCCGCAGCUCGUGGUGCAGAUGGGCAACGUGCGGCUGCCACUGGGCCCCGUCCAGUACGAGGCUGAGCCCGCGCUCUCUGCCUUCCCCGUGGAGGCCCAGGUGGGCCUGGGCCUGGGCGUGGCCGUGCUGAUCGCCGCCGUGCUCCUCCUGACCCUCAUGUACAGGCACAAGAGCAAGCAGGCCCUGCGGGACUACCAGAAGGUGCUGGUGCAGCUGGAGAACCUGGAGAUCGGCGUGGGCGACCAGUGCCGAAAGGAGUUCACAGACCUGAUGACAGAGAUGACUGACCUCAGCAGCGACCUGGAGGCCAGCGGGAUCCCCUUCCUGGACUACCACACGUACGCCGAGCGCGUCUUCUUCCCCGGGCGCGGCAGCUGCCCGCUGCAGCCUGCCCUCGAGGGGCCCGCGGAAGAGGGCCGCCGCGCGCCGGUGCGCCAGGGCCUCACGCAGCUCUCCAACCUGCUCAACAGCAAGCUCUUCCUCCUUACGCUCAUCCACACCCUGGAGGAGCAGCCCGGCUUCUCCCAGCGGGACCGCUGCCUCGUGGCCUCGCUGCUGUCCCUGGCACUGCACGGCAAGCUCGAGUACCUGACCGACAUCGUGAGGACGCUGCUCGGAGACCUGGCUGCCCGUUACGUGCAGAAGAACCCCAAGCUCAUGCUGCGCAGGACGGAGACUAUGGCGGAGAAACUGCUCACCAACUGGGUGUCCAUCUGUCUCUACGCCUUCCUGCGGGAGGUAGCUGGCGAGCCGCUCUACGUGCUCCUGCGGGCCAUCCAGUACCAGGUGGACAAGGGCCCCGUGGACGCCGUGACAGGCAAGGCGAAACGGACCCUGAACGACAGCCGCCUGCUGCGGGAGGACGUGGAAUUCCGGCCCCUGACGCUGAUGCUGCUGGCUGGCCCGGGGGCCGGUGGGGCUGCGGGGGGCAGCGCGGCGCAGCGCGUGCCCGCCCGGGUGCUCGACACGGACACCAUCACCCAGGUCAAGGAGAAGGUGCUGGACCAGGUCUACAAGGGCACCCCCUUCUCCCAGAGGCCCUCGGUGCACGCCCUAGACCUCGGUGAGAACCUACCCCUCCCGCCCCGCCCGAGGCUCUUCUCCCCUGUGGCCGCUCGGCUCUGCCCUACGGGAACAGGCUGUGGGCUGAGCGGCUUCCCUGGGUCCCCCCAAGAGUGGCGCUCAGGCCUGGCUGGCCACCUAACCCUGUCGGACGAGGACCUGACCUCGGUGACUCAGAACCGCUGGAAGAGACUCAACACCCUGCAGCACUACAAGGUGCCGGGCAGGUGGGCGUCGGGGGCAGGCUCCCGCCUCGGGGUCGGCCAGGGAAGGAGCCCAGCCUCUGCUCCCCUCCCCGCCAGGUCCCGGAUGGAGCCACGGUGCGGCUCAUUCCCCGGCUGCACAACGGAGGCGCCGUCUCCCAGAGCGCGGCCCCGAGCCGCCCCGCAGGGGAGAGUGAGUCCCGUGGCCCAGCCGCGCCAACCUGCCCCCGAGAUCGAGGCGGCCAGGCCGGAGCCCUGCUCACGCCGUCCGCCGUGUCCGGGUCUCCCCAGACCUCGCCAGCGGGGAAGCCACAAGUCCAGGCUGAGCCGAGGGCCCGGGGUGGACGAGGGCGGCAGCGCGUCCGGGUCGGGGAGCUCCAGGGCCGCGGGGUGCUGGGCCGAGCGAGCCCCUGGGCCCCCACCCUGUCCUCCGCAUCUCUCUUACCCCGCGGCCCCCGGCGCCGCCCACCCUGCCCCACGUCACCAGGGAAGCAGGCUGGGCCUCCCCGGCCAGCGGCACGAGGGUGCAAAGGACCGAGGCCCGGCUCCUGUGCCCUCAGACGCCCCCAUGCUGGAGGACAGCGAGGAGGGUGGGGUCCGCCUCUGGCACCUGGUGAAAGUCACCGACGAGCCAGAAGCGGCCAAGGCCCGGCGCAGCAGCCUGAGGGAGCGCGAACGGGAACGGGCGCGGGCCAAGGCCAUUCCGGAGAUCUACCUCACCCGCCUGCUGUCCAUGAAGGGCACACUGCAGAAGUUUGUGGACGACGCCUUCCAGGCCAUCCUCAGCGUGAACCGGCCUGUGCCCAUCGCUGUCAAGUACCUGUUUGACUUCCUGGACGAGCUGGCUGAGAAGCACGGCAUCGAGGACCUGGAGACCUUACACAUCUGGAAGACUAACAGCCUACUCUUGCGGUUCUGGGUGAACACCCUGAAGAACCCACAGCUCGUCUUUGACGUGCGGGUGUCGGACAACGUGGACGCCAUCCUCGCCGUCAUCGCCCAGACCUUCAUGGACUCCUGCACCGUCUCGGAGCAUAAAGUGGGCCGGGAUUCCCCCGUGAACAAACUGCUCUACGCCCGGGAGAUUCCCCGCUACAAGCAGAUGGUGGAGAGAUACUACUCCGACAUUCGCCAGAGCUCUCCGGCGAGCUACCAGGAGAUGAACUCGGCUCUGGCUGAGCUCUCGGGGAAUUACACCUCCGCUCCCCACUGUCUGGAAGCUCUGCAAGAACUCUACACCCACAUCCACAGGUACUACGACCAGAUCAUCAGUGCCCUGGAGGAGGACCCUGUGGGGCAGAAGAUGCAACUGGCCUGCCGCCUGCAGCAGAUUGCCGCCCUGGUGGAGAACAAGGUGACCGACCUGUGAGUCCUGCGGCAGCAGGAUCUGCCAUCUCAACGCGUUCUCCCCGCGACCCAGGAGCCCUGGGUGGAGCCAGCGACACCUGGGGAGCCCCGGGUGGAGCCAGCGACACAGAGUGGCCGGCAGAGAGCGGGAGGGGCUCCCUGCUGCCUCCCCCCGCCACCCCCCCCACCCCCCCACCCCACCCCCGCGUCCUCCGCUUCCCUCCUUCCCCGCCUGG